Molecule: messenger RNA, 1148 nt
Organism: Neogale vison (American mink)
Lineage: Eukaryota; Metazoa; Chordata; Mammalia; Carnivora; Mustelidae
Gene: MXD3
Product: MAX dimerization protein 3
Exons: 5
Coding region: 102-767 (221 amino acids)
Biological process (GO): regulation of transcription by RNA polymerase II
Molecular function (GO): RNA polymerase II cis-regulatory region sequence-specific DNA binding; DNA-binding transcription factor activity, RNA polymerase II-specific; protein dimerization activity
Source: RefSeq, a predicted model, not a curated record
CCCGCCGUCAGCUGUCGCCGACAUGGAAUCCGUGGCCAGCAAUAUCCAGGUCCUGCUGCAGGCGGCGGAGUUCCUAGAGCGCCGUGAGAGAGAAGCCGAGCAUGGCUACGCGUCCCUGUGCCCGCAUCUCAGUCCAGGCCCAGUCUACAGGAGGAGGAAGCGAUCCCCCCAAGCUUCUGGCGCGCUGGACAGUGGGCGGUCUGUGCACAACGAGCUGGAGAAACGCAGGUGAGUCCCAGCUUUGCCCUGACAGCACUGGGCCCCAGGAACCAUCUGCCUCUGGCCUUCCCUCCCCUGCUGUCUGGCCAGCAAGGCUAGGCUGGCACUGCCCUCCAGACCCCUUCCCCCGCAGGAGGGCCCAGCUGAAGCGGUGCCUGGAGCAGCUAAAACAGCAGAUGCCCCUGGGGGCUGACUGUGCCCGCUACACCACCCUGAGCCUUCUGCGCUGGGCCAGGAUGCACAUCCAGAAGCUGGAGGAACAGGAGCAGCAGGCGAGGCGGCUCAAGGAGAAGCUGCGCAGCAAGCAGCAAAGCCUGCGGCGGCAGCUGGAGCAGCUCCGGGCACCAGCAGGGCUGGGAGAGAGGGAGCGGCCACGGGCAGACAGCCUGGACUCCUCGGGCCUCUCCUCUGAACGCUCAGACUCAGACCAAGAGGAGGUGGAGGUGGACGUGGAGAGCCUGGUGUUCGGGGCCGAGGCUGAGCUGCUACGGAGCUUCAGCGCGGGCCAGGAGCACAGCUAUUCACAUGGCAGUGGCACCUGGCUAUGACCUUCACCGCCCCAGAGCAGGCCUCCACCCACAGACUGCCCUUGGCUCUGAGGGAGGAGCCCACCACCCCCCAAGCCUCAAGGGCUGCUUGGAAUGGACUAAAAGGACCCUUACGUGGGAACAGGUGCCUGCCCCCCACCUUGCCGCUGGCUGCUGGCAGUCCCUCCUUGGGGAGGGGUGCCUGGGUUUCCCCUGAGCCCUGCAGGGGAGGCAGCUUGGGCCUAGGCCACCCUUCCAGGCCUUUUUUUGUAGCACUUGGCUCUGCUGUCCCCACGGAGGGGCAGGAAGCCUCUUGGGCCCUCACAUUCCUUCCUAGAGAAGGCCCCCUGACCUUUAUCCCAGAUACUGUACAGUAUUUUCAUUAAAAGCCUCUUUACUAAC